GGUCGUGAACUUCAAGGGGUUCAAUUUGCUAUGGAUUUUCUCGAGAAAAAUCAAAAGAAGCAACUGGGUAAGGACUUUCAAAAUAUCGUUGUUAACGGUUGAUUCAAAUUCUACCUCCGGUUGCGUGUCUGUGUAACACAUUUAUCCUCUAUUUCCCCGCCAGGAUAUCUUGAUGAUGACGUCACUGAUGCACGUGAUAAGAACGUGAUCGUGAUUGGUGGAGGUGAUACAGGGGUGGACUGUGUGGCGACGUGUGUUAGACAGGUACAGCUUGAAAACUCACUCAUCUCAGUAUUAAAACUGGAUAGUGCAUGCAAAAGCACUAACGCACCCUGUCAACUUUCCCUGUGGGAGGGAAGCGGAGCACCCGGAGAAAACCCACGAGUUUCGGCAGAGCGUUGACUGACUCUUUUCACAUGAGUCCGUAGCGAGAAUCAAACCUACGAACUCAGAGGCGCUUGCUUUGAUGACUGAGCCAUACAAGCCCCACUUCAAGAUCACGUCAGCAUUACCUGCAAUACACCCUUUCGACAAUUACGUCAUUUGACCUGGUAGCCUCGCUCUCAUGAAUCGUGAGCCAAUCACCUUGCGUAAUUUACUAAUGAGGGCGAGGCUCCAAGACCAAAAAGUAUGUGUGACGUAAUUAUCGAAAGGGUGUUUUACAUAAAUGCUUUUCUCUCGCUGGGUUUCUGCUUAUUGUCUUACCAUGGUGAACAAGAAUUCCUUCGAUGUUCAGACCAUGUUACUGAUUUGUUUCCAAAUGUUUUUCAGAAUGCAAGAAAGAUUACGACAUUUGAAUUGCUUAAUGAACCACCUAAGAAUAGAACUGACGUAAACCCCUGGCCUCAGUGGCCACGUGUGUUCAGGAUUGAAUAUGGUCAUGAGGAGGUACAGUGUUAUAUCUGUCUUUAUUUUGACAUAAGAUUAUUAUGGACCUCUAGGAAGAACAGUUUAGAAAUGAUAGAGCUAUUCAGUAUAAAUAAAGUUAGUUUAGUUUGGAUUUCCUCCUGUAGUAACACUGGAUCAAUAAGAGAUGAUCCUUACUGGACCUCUAGGAAGAACAGUUUAGAACUGAUAGAGCUAUCCAGUAUAAAUAAAGUUAGUUUAGUUUAGGUUUCCUCCUAUAGUAACACUGAACCUAUAAGAGAUGAUCCUUACUGGACCUCUAGGAAGAACAGUUUAGAACUGAUAGAGCUAUCCAGUAUAAAUAAAGUUAGUAUAAAGUUAGUAUAAAUAAAGUUUGGUUUCCUCCUGCAGUAACACUGGAUCGAUGUGAGAUGACUCUUUCUGGUCCUCAGAAUGAAUGAUUCAAUGAACGAUUCAGAAUCAUUCAGAAUGAAUGAUUCAAUGAAUGAUUUUGAAUGAUUCAGCGAUUCAAGAUAUAUUAUGGUAAUUGAACUGUUGUUGUUUUUUAGGUUGCAAUUAAAUACGGUAAAGAUCCACGACAAUAUAACACACUGAGUAAGGUAUGUACGACUUAAAUACCACUUGGACCAUUUAGUUUUAUCGUAUUGGAUAAUGGAUAGCGUAAUAGAAUAUAAUUGAAUCGUUUGCAUACUGCUAAGCAGUUUCAUAACAUGAAAAUUUCCAAGUCAUAAUAUGGUUCAAAGUCUCUUGACCCAAAGGUUUAGCUUUUGUGUCCAUUCAUGUUAUAAUCAUUUUAAUUGACAAUUUUAUUUUAAUUAUAAUCAUUUUAAUUGACAAUUUUAUUUUAAUUUUAUUUAAGGAAUUUCUUGGUGAUGAUCAAGGGAACAUUACUGGAAUAAGAACAGUUAAAGUGGAUUGGGCGAAGGUAGGAAUUGUCAUCACAUUAUUACCAGGGCCGGCGCUGGGUCUUCUUCAGAGGGAGAGGACAGGUAUAGUUUUGGCGAGUCAUUAGCUUGGUCUGUAUUAGCCUAUGUAUACGCGCGUAUUUACUAAACUUUGGUUGACAUUGAAUGUACACGGACGGAUUACACAAAAGUCUCCACUUUCACGAUAAAAUUUGUCAGAUCUGUCAAAAACUAACUCGUCUGCAUUUAUAUAAGCUGUUGGGCUGUUUCCAAUUUUUAAACUACCCGCUUUACGACUCGAUAGAGCACUUUUUCAAGAUAUCUUUACACCUGAUUUUUUGAAGUACUAAGUUUUAUAUUUAAAUUUACGUUUGGUUUUACUUCAGGUAAUGGGGGAACAUUGAAAAGAAAAAAAUGUUUCCAUUCAAAAACCAAGGCUAUGUGCAAUCAGCCGAAAAGAUUUUUUACACAUACCUAAGUAUGCCCAACUUUUUUAUGUAGGAUGUGUCGGGCAGAUGGGCGAUGGUGGAGAUUCCUGAUUCUGAAUAUAUUUACAAAGCAGAUCUUGUUCUUAUUGCGCUCGGCUUUACUGGACCGAGCAAAACAUUGGCGAAAGAACUUGCUCUCAAAAUGGUAAGACAUUCUUCCAGAUGUUUAGGUCAUAAUCUGUUCACUUGUAUAACCGCUUGGCAAAAGUCUUUUUUUAUCACAUUGUAUAUUGUUGAGGAAAUGACUAUUGUUUGAUUUGUUGGCAGGUGGUUAGUAAGUUAGUUUGUUUGUGUGUGUGUGUGUGUGUGUGUGUGUUUGUUUGUUUGUUUGUUUGUUUGUUUGUUUGUUUGUUUGUUUGUUUGUUUGUUUGGUAGAUUAUAGAUUGCUUGUGAUCAGUUUUAUUUAUCAAGAGCAGUUUAGAAAAGUCAAGCAUCGCGUUGGACGGUUUAAACGGAGGUUAGAUGAAUUGAUUCUAGUAUGUUAUUAUGCAGGAAGCCAGUAUAUUAACACGUCAGUUGCGCAAUGAUUCAUAUUAAUAUAGGCUACAUUUCCACUAUACCAGAUAGCUUUACGUAGCGGCGCGAAAAAGUACCUAUCCGAUACGGAGUGUACAACUUUCAGAAGCUGAGCGAAACAACAUCUCUCCGUUGCAAUAAUUAUUCUGAAAAUAGCGUUCCUAAAAGGUACGGAUAGAUGUUUUUUCACGUCGCUACGGAAACCUAUCCUGUGCAGUAUAGCCACAGUGUCAAAGUUCUUGCAUCUCAUUGGACAAGAGCGUGUCACGUGAAAAUCAUACAUACAUAUACAUAAAUUAAUUAUGUGAAGAAUUUGAUGCGGCAAUUGGCUUGAAAUUCCAGCAAACUUCAGAAGUGUUUUUCAUUGAAACAAACAUGAUGUUGGAGACUCAAAAGUGUUUGGAAUGAGGUGGUUUCAAUGUUUUAUAAUUAUUUUCAUAUUAGGACAUGAGAUCAAAUUUCUCGACAGAAAGGAAAAGUUUCAACACCAACCUAGAGAACGUAUACGCUGCUGGAGGUAGGUCAUGUGAUUCUUCACACUAUCCAAUAACAGUACAGUAUUUGUACCAUGUGACGAGAUUCUAUCCAAUAAGAGUACAGUAUUUAUACCAUGUGACGAGACUCUAUCCAAUAAGAGUACAGUAUUUGUACCUUGUGACGAGAUUUUUUGCUCGGGAAAUUCGACAUUCAAAAUAUUCCUACCAGCGAUGAAAUAGCACUUCUGAUAAUAUUUCCCUGAAUAUCCCUCACUUUCAGACGCAUUUAAAUUUUGGUCCAGCAAGACCCGCACGCACACCGCAAAUUGCCUAAUGUCCUGCAUUCCCAUGACAUAUCUUAAUUCUGUAGUCAAUUACUACGUUCAUACGCAUAAUAUUCGAAUAUUAGACAAGUGUUUUAGCCCACUUAUGCAUGGAGUAAAUCCCUGUACUGGACCUACAGUAGCAAACAGUAGCAGGUUUAUCUCAGAGGUUAGGGGCAAUCUGUCAAAGAGUUUUGUAUAGCUCUGAAUUGCUGCUCACUACUUAUUCUCAUUUUCAGACUGUAGAUUUGGUCAAUCUCUUGUCGUAACAGCCAUAGCUGAGGGUAGACAAGCUGCCAGACAGAUUGAUCUGGAUCUCAUGGGAACCACCUCCCUUGCUGGACGUGGUGGAGUGAUUAUGAACAAUGUCAAUGAUUCUCAUGCCAAUACAAGGUCAGAGUAACUGUUCAUGUGGAUUUCACAAAGCACUCAGUCGUGCAGAGAUGCUGGUCAGCCUGCAGUUAUCAGAGGAGUAAUUAUAUAUGUAGCAGUCUUGUAUUCGAUAGCAAAUAAAGUGAAUGAACAGGCUAGGUUUGCAAGUAAAUUUAGCUUUAUCUUGAUUGCGGUUGUACAGUUGGCGUAGCCAGCUCGAUAAUUGAGGGGGACCAUAUUCAUAUAUUCGUAUUCACAGACCUUAAAAACAAUCAAUUUCAAAGAAAUUAAUAAUGCAGAACACGAAUAUAUGAAUAUGUCCCCUCAAUUAUCGAGGUUGUAACAUUGUAUCACCGCCAUAUGAGCGCAAGGCUAGAAAAUGGUCAAUAUUUAUUGGGGAUGUUAUAUACACUCAUUUCUCCUGAAUUAAUGCUUUUGGAUUGGAAUUUUGGACAAAAUAUUAUAGAUAUAAUGUUACUCACUUUCAUUGCAAUAUUUACGAAUACUUUUGUGUAUACAGCUAUUUCAAUUAAGGUUGUCCCCGAGCAAAGCGGAAAAGUCGAAUACGAGCGCGAAAGGCUGCUGGGAAUCGCUAACAAAUUAAUGAAUUUAUUAGCGAUUCCCAGCAGCCUUUCGCGCUCGUAUUCGACUUUUCCGCUUUGCUCGGGGGACAAUCUUAAAUGAAAUAGCUAUAUACUAAUUCAGGAUUUUGGCAUUUACGUGAACCGUGUAUAUAAAUUAUUUGGCAAAUUUUAAUCGUUAUGUAUAUGGUUAGAUUGUACUUUAGAUUAUAUCUGUUUUUCAGUUUUGUCGGUGUUUCGAUUAACCAGUUUCAAUUGGAUUUCAGUCUCAAUCAGUUCUAAACUGUUC
Messenger RNA from Paramuricea clavata, 4817 nucleotides. The record is from the annotation of a GenBank genome assembly. Lineage: Eukaryota; Metazoa; Cnidaria; Anthozoa; Malacalcyonacea; Plexauridae.